CCUCAUUUUCAUUUCUUCAAGCUACAUCUCUAGAAGCAUUUCGUUCGAGCUUUCUUGUUCCAAUAUGAAGUUUCAAAUCUUUCCCAUCUUUGCUUUGCUCUCUCUUGUGAUGGUGGCAACUGAUGCUGCUUUCACUUCUGAACUCUACUGGUUGUCCAAGCUUCCCACUACGCCAAUGCCAAAGGCCAUCACGAAUCUCCUGCAUUCUGAGUUGAAAGAAGACAAAAGCACAUCGGUGGAUGUAGGGAAUGGUGGAGUAAACGUUGAUGCAGGAAACGCGGGAGGUGGUGGCACCAACGUGGACGUUGGAAAAGGAGGAGUUAAUGUAAAUGCUGGACACAAGGGAAAGCCUGUAUAUGUUGAUGUUGGGAACCCCUUUCAGUACCUUUAUGCUGCCACUGAGACUCAGUUGCAUCAUGAUCCAAACACAGCCUUGUUCUUCUUGGAGAAGGACAUGUAUGCUGGCAAAGAACUGAGCUUACAUUUCACCAAGACCACACAAAAUUCAGUCAAAUUCUUGCCUCAACAAGUUGCCAAGAGAAUACCCUUUUCAUCAAGCAAAAUCCCAGAAAUAUUCAGCAAGCUAUCUGUCAAACCUGGGUCCUUGAAGGCUCAGACUUUGAAGAAUACCAUAAAGGAAUGUGAAGAGCCAGGCAUCAGAGGUGAGGAAAAGUACUGUGCCACUUCCCUGGAAUCCAUGGUAGAAUUCACAACCACAAGGCUUGGGAAAGAUUUGUGGGCCCUCUCUACGGAGGUUGAUAAGGAGACCCACAUGCAGAAAUACAUAAUGACAGUUGGAGUGAGAAAGAUGAGAGGGCUAAAGGCCAUUGUGUGCCAUUUAACCAAGUACCCAUAUGCUGUGUUUUACUGUCACAAAACAGAAACCACCAGAGCUUAUUAUGUGCCUCUUCAGAGUAAAGAUGGCGGAAGCAAAGUGAAAGCAGUAGCAAUCUGCCACAAAGACACAUCACAAUGGAACCCAAAGCAUUUGGCCUUCCAAGUGCUAAAUGUUAAACCAGGAACUGUUCCAGUUUGCCACUUCCUUCCUGAGGAUCAUCUUGUGUGGAUUCCGAAGUAGAAAAUUUAAGAGGGGACAUCCAUGAAUAACUAGGCCGUUGUGGAAACAUCAGCUCUAAAACUCAAGCCUUUUACUUGGCAUUGUGUCAUUUACCUUUACGCACAUCUAGCAGUUUGUGCAUCGUUAGUUUGUAAUUGUGAUGGAUCACGUGUGAAAUAGUGAAUGUUAGUCUUUCCUUCUCCUAACUAUGGGAAUAUAUGUAUUUUCUUACAAGAAUUCAAUUCCGAUCAAAUUACUUUAA
Molecule: messenger RNA, 1319 nt
Organism: Neltuma alba
Lineage: Eukaryota; Viridiplantae; Streptophyta; Magnoliopsida; Fabales; Fabaceae
Product: BURP domain protein RD22
Exons: 3
Coding region: 65-1078 (337 amino acids)
Source: RefSeq, a predicted model, not a curated record